Molecule: messenger RNA, 3639 nt
Organism: Porites evermanni
Lineage: Eukaryota; Metazoa; Cnidaria; Anthozoa; Scleractinia; Poritidae
Source: the annotation of a GenBank genome assembly
GGCGGUGAUGCAACACCAAUUGACUGUCUUUAUGUUUCGCGUCAAAGUGGCCAAGACACACCUCAAUGCGGUUCUCGGACCGAGCCGUGCCAAACGUUGCCACAAGCACUGCUGUUGGUGAAAGAUGGAGGAAAGAUCUGUCUCAAUGGAACGAAUAGUGAAAUACAUCCUUACACCUGUGAAAAAAUGGGCCCUGUUAAGGACAAACCAUUGAAGCAGCUAGACAAAAGUGUGGAAAUACAUGGUUUGUUCACAAAAGCGCAUAUCACCUGUGAACCACGUUAUGGCAAUCUAGUUUUUAAGUAUCCUGACAAUCGCCUCUUUAAAUUAACUCUCUCGAACCUUGUAUUUCUCAAAUUUGGAUUCGAUCUACUCAAUGUGAGCUGUUUCAGAGUAUUUAUAUCUAGCUGCAAGUUUAUUAACAGCUCAAACGCAGUUCGUAUAUUACAGAAGGAUUCGAGGGUCAUCACGACGUCUUCCAUCAUCGUCACUGACACCGAAUUCUUUUACAAUAAAUUGUCCGUCUCUGCCAUCUUGUUUAAAGGGUUGGUUACCAUUAGAAUCUCGAGGUGUGUCUUUCAGGGCACGAAGGGUCAAUAUGAUAAAAUGUCAGGAGUUAAAGAAACAGAGGCUGCCGUGUACAUUAAGGUCUUAGGAUAUCCAAACAUGGUAUACACAGAUAGCUCAAUUGUCGAUUCUGUCUUUCAAGACCUUGGUCACGAGAACAAUGGCCUUGCUUUGUCAUAUCGGUCUUUUGGCUACUUUGUCACUGGACGUUUAUUAGUAUUUAACAGUACCUUCCUAUGCAAUGAGAAUGCUAUAUUAGUGAAAGGCGGUUUUUACGUACAUCUUCGUCAUGUGACAAUUAAUUCUACGUUUGGUUAUGUUUUAUUGGGCGGUGGACCUCCCAAAAUAAAUGCCAGGGCUCCUGAUGUAUGGCUUUUCUUGGACCAUUGCAUUCUAUCAAAUAACAGAAAAGGAAUAAACAUGGUUACUACCCGCUGCGUCAACGUGAACGGCAACGUGUGCCAGCCAAGCAGCCAAAUAUUAGUUGUAAAGAAUAGUCUAUUCGUCGGAAGGAACGAGACUCACCGGCUCGGUGACGCAAUCAGGUUGAUAGUGAAGGCGUAUCGCACUUUACACAGACCGAAUUUUAUUAAAGCCAUAGUAAUUCUUGAAAACGUCACCUUUCAAGAAUUCCUUCACCGUGUAGUCUACAUAAAAAUUCAAAGGAAUGUAACGGGCCUAAUAAACGUUACGAACUGUAGGUUUCUAAACAAUUCUGAGUUUGUUUAUCGCCUGGAUGACCGUCCAACUAUAAGGAUUGCUCUUGAGAAGGAAGACCCUCCGAAAUGCCUCAACAGAAACCACAACAGCAAAUUUUUCUGGCAUAACAAAACGCAGUUUCCGGUGGUAUUUGAGAAUUGUAUGUUUAAAAAUAACGUCGCAAUCUCAGGAGCAUUGAAUAUUUUCAAUGGAAACGUCACUAUUAAAAAUUGCACUUUUAAAGACAACGAAGGAUCAAAUCUAGGAGGGCAUAUUAAAAUGAAGAUCGGUUAUGGUACUCUCAACAUCAUCAAUAGUAAUUUUCUUCAGUCACGUUUGAGUCAAAAUACUAAUGUAGAGCGAAUGUCAAAUGAUGGAUGCUUUUUGUAUUCUGAAAGUGCUGGACCAGUCAUCAUUAAAAACUCGUCAUUUACAGCAAACAUAAACAAGAAGUUCUACCCGAUCUUAGCUGUCACUAAGAGCAGUUUAAUACAAGUAGAUGCUGCUUCUACAAUUAAGUGUCCGUCUGGCAGGUGGCUUAAAAUGGAUAUCAACAAAAAAACUGAAGGCUUUGAGUUGUCGAAACGAAUUGACAUUUGUACAUCUUGGAUGAAAGCCAAUUACGUCAAAAUAUUCUGCGAAGAGUGUCCUACUGGAUUUUAUAGUCUACAGAGAGGAUUUAUAUCUGGUUUAACUGACACUAAAGAGGAUAAAUGUCUGAAAUGUCCAUACGGAGCGUCGUGUGAAAAUGGAACCAUCAAAGCCAAAGAGAACUUCUGGGGCAUGGAAGAUUUUUCUUCCAUUCCUCCAAGUUUUCAUUUUUUUCACUGUCCUUCUGAAUACUGCAGCAGAUCAAGCCACUCCACCCACUAUGGUCAUAACAGCUGCCACGGCAGAAGAGACGGUGUUCUUUGUGGCAAGUGUUUUGAUGGAUAUAGUGAGGCACUGUAUUCAAAUUCAUGCAGAAUGAACGAGAGAUGUAAUGAUAGCUGGUUUUGGCUGGCGACUACGAUUUAUGUGGCAGCCUUUGCUGUUUAUAUUAUCUUCAAGCCUCCUAUUUUCUCAGAGCUGCUAAAAUACAGUCUCUGGUUUAAGUAUAAACCUGGCUUUAGUAAUCUACAUCAGACAUCAAGCGAAGAAAAUAAAGAACACGAUUCUGGAUAUCUAAAAAUCAUCUUUUAUUUUUAUCAAGUGGCAGAACUGGUAAUGAUUCAGUCUCCAGAGAAAACGUUUCAUCUGGUACCCAUUAUUCCUCCUAUCAUGGCAAUUUUUAAUUUCCAGGUCAAAUCAUUGAACGGUAGCAUUGGCUGUCCAUUCCCUGGUCUUACUGUCGUAACCAAGGAACUGUUUAAGUGCAUGAAGUUCCUAGCAACGUUGCUUUCCAUUGGUCUUAUUUAUGUACUUCAUCGAGCCACCAGUAAGACCCUCUACACAGCUCCACCAUCAAUGAAACUAUACCUGUCUGUUGCUUUAGAAACACUGUUGCUUGGUUAUGAAAGACUUGCUGAUACAUCCCUUAAACUUAUGCAUUGUGUUCCUAUUGAUAAGGACUGGCGUCUUUUUGUAGAUGGGACAAUUCAAUGUUGGCAGUGGUGGCAGUUCCUGCUUACCUCGUUCAUACUGUCAUUCAUCAUCCCCCUCGUUUUGGUUCUUCUCUGGGGAUCACUGAGACUUAGCAAAGACAAAGUAACAGCCAAGGAAUUUUUAAUAGCUUGCGCAUUCCCUUUGCCUUGCCUUCUAUUUUGGUUGUUUCGUGAAUAUAGAAAAAAGGAUGAUCAACAACUGUGUAACGUUGGAUGCGUAGACGAUACAGAAGAAAUAAAGCAGGUUCUCCACGGUCCAUUCCGCGCAGGCUCCAGCGAGGAUCAUGGCACCCUAUACUGGGAAAGUGUACUGACUGGCCGAAGAUUGAUUCUGUUGGUCAUCCAUACAUUCGCUACUGACCCCACUAUUCGCUUUGUCUGCCUCAGUUGCGCAUGCGUUAUUAUUCUGGUCCAUCACCUCACAGUGAGGCCUUUUCGCGAACGCAAAGCUAACAUCUGUGAAGGCUUUUCUCUGUUGAGCCUAGUUGUUAUUUGCAUCUUCAGUUUAACCGAAGCUACGCUUAUUUCCCAUGGAAUAGAUGCCACCGGUCCAAGCAAAGACCUCUUCUCUGCUUUACAGUGGAUCGAGAUAGGUCUUCUCAGCUUGGCUCCUUUGGCACUGUGCCUCCUAGUAGCUUUUUGUGCACUUUCUCAAGUCGCCCGCCUGCUGUACCACUGCAUCACGUGCCUUUCACAUGUUAUAAAUUGCAAACUUUGUACUGAAGAAAACUCGACGCCUCCGCCAUUUGUGGUUGAUUGGGACUCGGAGGAAAUUCAAGUCAUUGCAUAA